Molecule: messenger RNA, 1741 nt
Organism: Dama dama (fallow deer)
Lineage: Eukaryota; Metazoa; Chordata; Mammalia; Artiodactyla; Cervidae
Gene: MEIS3
Product: Meis homeobox 3
Exons: 13
Coding region: 134-1264 (376 amino acids)
Biological process (GO): embryonic pattern specification; brain development; positive regulation of cell population proliferation
Molecular function (GO): RNA polymerase II cis-regulatory region sequence-specific DNA binding; DNA-binding transcription activator activity, RNA polymerase II-specific
Source: RefSeq, a predicted model, not a curated record
GGCCGGGCACCCAGCCUCCUGCCCCACCCCCUGGCGUCGGCACCGCGGGCCAUCUGGGGCCACUGCCCCCGGCUGCGCCCUCCGCGCCGGCCAGGCCCUGGAGGGACUCGGGAGCUGCCGCCGGCAUCAGCCCAUGGCCCGGAGGUACGAUGAGCUGCCCCACUACCCCGGCAUCGUGGACAGCACCGCAGCCCUGGCUGGCUUCUCAGAGGCGGUGUCCUCGGCACCAAGAGCCCCCGCGCCCUAUGGCCCCCACCGGCCUCCCCAGCCCCCAGGCUUGGACAGUGACGGCCUGAGGAGGGAGAAAGAUGAGAUCUAUGGCCACCCUCUCUUCCCGCUGCUGGCCCUGGUCUUUGAGAAAUGUGAAUUGGCCACGUGUUCUCCCCGUGAUGGGGCUGGGACUGGGCUGGGCACACCCCCGGGCGGUGACGUCUGCUCCUCCGAUUCCUUCAAUGAAGACAUUGCAGCCUUUGCCAAGCAGGUCCGCUCCGAGAGGCCCCUCUUCUCCUCCAACCCAGAGCUGGACAAUCUGAUGAUACAGGCCAUUCAAGUGCUCCGCUUCCACCUAUUGGAGCUGGAGAAGGUCCACGACCUGUGCGACAACUUCUGUCACCGCUACAUCACCUGCCUCAAGGGGAAGAUGCCCAUCGACCUGGUCAUCGAGGAUCGGGACGGCAGCUGCAGAGAGGACCUCGACGAUUACCCAGCCUCCUGCCCCAGCCUCCCAGACCAGAAUACAACAUGGAUUAGAGACCAUGAAGACAGUGGGUCUGUACAUUUGGGGACCCCAGGUCCAUCCAGUGGGGGCCUGGCCUCCCAGAGUGGGGACAACUCCAGUGACCAAGGAGAUGGACUGGACACCAGCGUGGCCUCUCCCAGCUCUGGGGGAGAGGACGAGGAGCUGGACCAGGAGCGGCGGCGGAACAAGAAGAGAGGGAUCUUCCCCAAGGUGGCCACCAACAUCAUGAGAGCCUGGUUGUUCCAGCACCUCUCGCACCCGUACCCCUCAGAGGAGCAGAAGAAGCAGCUGGCACAGGACACGGGGCUUACCAUCCUGCAAGUGAACAACUGGUUCAUUAACGCCCGGCGUCGCAUCGUGCAACCAAUGAUCGAUCAAUCCAACCGCACAGGGCAGGGUGCAGCCUUCAGCCCAGAGGGCCAGCCCAUGGCGGGCUACACGGAAACUCAGUCACACGUGACCGUCAGGCCGCCAGGAUCAAUGGGGAUGAGUUUGAACUUAGAAGGAGAGUGGCAUUAUCUAUAGAGGCUGAAGUCAGGAGAAAUACCCCACCCUCUGGACUGUGACCGCUUCAGGCUCUUACCUGCUUCCAGUUACCACCUGGCCCACCUCCUACGGCCCCCCCAACUCAAUGCCUACCUCCCUGGGACCCUGCUGUGACAUGAGGGGCCUGAGCGCCCACUCGAGGGUCUCUCAAGGACAAAGACAAGGCCUUCUGGCCCUGCACCCCACUUGUGCCCUCACCUCUGCCCAAAACCCAAGCUGAGAUCCCAGACCUGGGUCUACAGAAGAUGGUGGCUGGGGAACCCCUGACUCCCAGGACAGAGAAGGGAUUGGGGGUGGGCUGGGGCCAUCAGGGAAGGAAGGUCACUUGGAUCUGACAUUUGGGGAGGUUCCCGUCAUCCUCCCAGCCCACCACCCUCUUUCCCCUCUCCCCCUACCUCCCUCUUCUGUUAUCUUCUCUCUCUCUUUUUUUUUUUUUUUUAAAUGAUAAAGUCUUAA